Molecule: messenger RNA, 1097 nt
Organism: Nicotiana tabacum (common tobacco)
Lineage: Eukaryota; Viridiplantae; Streptophyta; Magnoliopsida; Solanales; Solanaceae
Biological process (GO): vacuolar proton-transporting V-type ATPase complex assembly
Cellular component (GO): endoplasmic reticulum membrane
Source: RefSeq, a predicted model, not a curated record
AGUUAGGAAUUCAAAAACACGCUGAAGCAUCUGAGAAAAACAGAAUUUAAAGUGAAGAACUCUCAAUUGAAAUCGAAAAGGAAAUUUAAAAAAGGGGAAAUUAUUCGAAGCUGCUGCUGUUCUGGUUUUUGUUUUUCCAAGUUUGUUCCUGAACUUAGAAUUCUACUGUUGCUCUGCUGGAGAUUGCUUGUUAAGCUUCCAACCUGCUGAUUCCAGCUUUAUUUGGCUUUCUUCUCUUCUAAAUUUGAUCCUUGUGCAGCUAGGGACUAUAUAUAUUCUUUUGGUGGAUGCCGUGGAGGGCAAGACCAAAGGCUGGUAGCACUAUGGCUGGAGUCGUGAAUAAGUUCUUUAUCACUUCUUUGAUUAUGUGGGCAGCUCCCGUUGCAAUUUUGUACGCCUUUAACCACAGCUUAAUUCCUGGUGUAACUGAUAUGUCUCCCCAUUCUAUGACAUUAGUGAGUGGAUUUGUUGCCGUCAUAUCGGUCAAUGUGGUUAUUGCAUUUUAUAUAUGCUUGGCAAUGAGAGAACCCUCAGAUAAACAUGAACCUGAUCCUAAAUUCCUGGCAGAGGCCAAAGCUAGCAUAAAGCAGUUAGGGAAAAACCAAGAUGGUGAUUCUUCAGAAACCCGCUCUAAACAAGAGUGAACUAAGAGUAAAAAAAACGUGAAGUUUCUUGAAUGCAUUGGGUGUGCAUGCAGAUGCCAAAACUUGAAAAGAAGACAGCAAAAAAGUUGUGAAAUCACUCGAUGAGUGCUUUAAGUUUCUUCGUGGUAUUGAACUUAUCGUUCUAAUUUUGAGGGAGAAGAGGGCAAAAUCAUUAUAAUUUUCGACUUGGUUGUAAAACCAUUACAAUCGUUGUGUGGAGGACUUUGUUUCCAGUUUAACUUGGUUAUAUUGGUUGGUGCAUGGUACACCACAUAUUUUGCUUAUAGUUUGGCUUGUACUUUCAUCUUCAUUCCACUUCUUGGUUCGUAUAUUAAUGUUGUAUCUGGCUCAUGAAUAUUAUUCACAUUCAGUCUCUCUACUACCUUCGUAAGGUAGGAGUAAGGUCUGUGUACAUAUUAUCCUUACCGGACUCCUCUUGUAGGAUUUCACUGG